GACUUGGUUGGCUACUAUUCCAGGCUAUGAGCGAAAUUGGUGUUUUUGAGUGCCAUUUCUGUGUGUCUGUUGGCUAAAGAAAGAUGGCACUCUUGCAAAUUUCACAAGUUGUGUUUCCCAGAUUGUUCCCCAUUAAACUCCCACUGUACCCAAUGUUUCCUUCCCUAUCAAUUUCUGCCUCAUCCCCUGCUCUUCGCCGCAACCCCUUUUCGUUCUGUUGCUGUAGCUGCAGUUUCAGCUCCGAUUCUUCUGCGGAAUUCAUUACCACUUCUUCAGCUAAAGUCUUCAUUAAAGGGCUUUCUCUGUCAACUUCUGAAGGACUUUUGUUUAAGGCAUUCUCAGAGUUUGGUGAAAUUAGUCAAGUAAAGCUGCUCAUGGAUAAAGAAUCUGGGCAGUUCCUAGGCAUCGCACAUAUUUGGUUUGCCAGGGAAGAGUCUGCACAAUUGGCUGUGGAAAAGAUGAAUGGAAAGUUCUUCAAUGGAAGGUUUAUUUAUGUCAGAGUCUCAAAGCCUGGAUCAUCAAAAAAUCGGAGGAACAAAGCUCCGUACAAGUUUUGAUCUGCUGAGCUCUAUUUCUUUGCCAACGAGCAAGUGUAAAUGUUUUGUGAAGAACAGCUUUAGUUUGUGAGCUAAAUUUUUAGCGCGUGCGCUUUGAUAAUGCUGAUAUGUGAGGCACCUUUAGUUUUGGUGUUAUUUUCUCUGAUUAUGAGAAGCGGUACAAUAUGCUUCAUUUUUGUCUAUGGCCUUUUAUAUGAUAUGUUUUAAUGAAGUCAGUGAGCCUAUUUUCUUA
This is a messenger RNA of Prosopis cineraria, 789 nucleotides long. RefSeq names its product glycine-rich RNA-binding protein 4, mitochondrial. NCBI's taxonomy places the organism in Eukaryota, Viridiplantae, Streptophyta, Magnoliopsida, Fabales, Fabaceae. The record is from RefSeq and is a predicted model, not a curated record. Bases 84 to 557 code for a protein of 157 amino acids. The transcript is spliced from 4 exons. Gene Ontology annotation, cellular component: catalytic step 2 spliceosome; precatalytic spliceosome; U2 snRNP. Gene Ontology annotation, biological process: mRNA splicing, via spliceosome. Gene Ontology annotation, molecular function: RNA binding.